This is a messenger RNA of Aspergillus nidulans FGSC A4, 2742 nucleotides long. Its product is annotated as Rho family guanine nucleotide exchange factor CDC24. The transcript is spliced from 4 exons. The record is from RefSeq and is a predicted model, not a curated record. Lineage: Eukaryota; Fungi; Ascomycota; Eurotiomycetes; Eurotiales; Aspergillaceae. Gene Ontology annotation, molecular function: guanyl-nucleotide exchange factor activity. Bases 1 to 2742 code for a protein of 913 amino acids.
AUGGCCGACACCGCUGGCCUUAACCCCGGCGGCCCCGUCGCCGAGGACAACAUCAUCAACCGCCGCGGCAAUGAGGGUAUCUAUCAAAGCUGCGUCAACCUAAAAAAGCGACUCGCAGAAGUUCCCGGUUUCGAGCCGUACCUGCGAGAGAUGGAAGAAGAAGAUUUAGCACAGGGGAACUCCGAUCCCGUCGCUUCGCUCUGGAAUUACCUCCGACAUGGAUACCCCCUACUGGCCAUCUACAACGCUUCCGAUCCAGGCGCGCCCCUGGAAAUCGACACCUCGAAGGUUCCCGAGGCCAGGCGUCCAAAGGCCGCCACUUUUAAAUUCCUCCAGGCCGCCAUCCAAGAAAUGGCGUUUCCUCAGCAAGAAUGCUUUCUCAUAACAGACUUGUACGGCGAGAACACAAUCGGAUUCACCAAGGUCAUAAAGAUGGUAAAUCGGGUUCUGGACAUCCUAGAGAUUCAAGGCCAGCUGAAGAAACCGUCCGAUACCGCCAUGGCCGCGCCAGCAGCAGGAAGGAAGCUCACCAAGCGGGAACACAUCUUGAAGGAGUUGCUAGAAACAGAGCGCGACUAUGUUCACCAUCUCCAGAACUUGCAAGCGCUCAAGAAGGAGUUGGAGGAUACUGGAGCUCUCACCGGUGAUGCCAGUCAUCAAAUCUUCUUGAAUUUGAACAACCUGCUUGAUUUCUCCCAGCGGUUUCUCAUCAGACUCGAACAACACUAUGCGCGACCAGAAGAACAGCAAAAUUGGGGUGAAUUGUUCAUCCAACACGAAGAAGCUUUCCGCCAGUACGAGCCAUUUAUCGCAAACCAGAUGCGCUGUGAUAAGACCUGUCAGAAGGAAUGGGACAAAAUUCAGGCUGCGCCGCGCUCCCCCGAUCUCCAACAGAUGGUCGCGCAACCUGCAACACUCAAUGGUUUCUUCGUGAAGCCAUUCCAGCGCUUGACCAAGUAUCCUCUGAUGCUAUCUGAACUGCGUAAGCAGAUCGAGGACCCAGACCUUCAAGCCGACAUUUCGCGCGCCAUCGACUCUAUCCAGUCCGUCCUAGAUGCCGCCAACGACGCCAUUGACAAGGAGCAACUUGCCGCUGCAUUCGUUGAACUGGACGAACGUGUUGAUGACUGGAAAGCCCUGAAGAUUGAGACAUUCGGUGAACUGCUUCGAUUUGGCACGUUCACGGUAAUCAAGAACGACAACAAUAAAGAUUCAGAAAGAGAGUACCACAUCUAUCUCUUUGAACGAAUCCUGCUUUGCUGCAAGGACAUAAACCCUAACAAGCAGAAAUCAAGAUUGGUCGGCGGUAGUAAAGAUAAGCCGAAUACCAGCAAGGGCAAGCCCCGGCUCGUGCUGAAAGGCCGCAUCUACAUGGCGAACGUCACCGAUAUCGUCUGGCUUCAAAAACCAGGCUCUUAUCGCAUUCAGAUCUUCUGGAAAGGGGACCCUGGUGUGGUGGAUAACUUUAUUAUCCGCUAUCAGAAUGAAGAUACAAUGCGGAAAUGGUACAAGGACAUCAAUACACAACGGGAGAUACAAGCGGAGCAACGCAGUGCUCGCAAUACCGGCACAUCCGAUUCCGAAUUUACCUACAUGAAAUCUUUGAGCAACAUCCCAAACCCUUACCAGCAAGAAUAUGAUGUUGAAGAGCAGUCCACGAAAGAAGCAGCUUUCUUCUCCGAAUUUCCUAUGAGUCGCAAUGCUUCGAGUACAAGUCUCCGAACCCGAUCUGCGACAGGUGGAAGUGGUAGCUCUGGUCCUCCACUUUCCACUAGCCGACCCCGUUACCCAGCAAUGCCUGACUCGACUUUGUCAGUACACACACAGUUCCCUGGUGGAAGUAUGUCGCCAGGAGAGAGAAAUGGCAACUCUUACUUCUCUCCUACCGAGUCCGCCAGGUCGAGCUCACAAUCGGCUGGAUACCCUUACAAUCGCCAGGUAACCCCCGUCACCCCAUGGGGCGACGACAAUAACCGAUACACAGCCCCUGCCCUCUCUCGCGCCACAUCUAGGGACGGUUCUAACUCGGGUUAUUUUAAUGGCGCACCACCGAAUGGGCGCAGUGCUCAACGCCCGUCCCUGCCUCCAAUGUCAGGUAGUAACCAAUCAUCGAACAGCGCGUCCCAGAGGAUGCGCUCCGCGAGCAGCCCGGACAUUCACCAUCACAAUCCUGAAUCGCGUCGGUACAUGGGUGUUCACACAAUGCAAACAGUUGACAAUGUGCCCGUUCCACCUAUUCCUGCUCAUAUGGCCAACAUGAAGGCGCCCGUCAAUCGGAGCCAGAAUAACUCCCCGACUAAUCAAUCUCUUCCCAUUCGAACGAAUACUUCUCACGCCUUCCAUGAGCCUCAGUACUCCGACGGGCGAGCGGCCGCGCCUCUUUCAGAUCAGCCAACUUCUCCAUUAAGCCACGAACCCGAGGAGGAGCCGUUCAUGCCGACCCAAUUGAAGGCCAAAGUCAACUUUGACGAGAACUAUGUAACACUGGUUAUUUCCAGCAAUAUCGGAUUCCGUACGCUUACCGACCGGGUUGACGCCAAACUCGCCAGAUUCACCAACCGCUCAAUUGGCAGCAAGACGGUCCGUUUACGUUACCAAGACGAGGACGGCGACUUUGUGACAAUCGACAGCGACGAGGCCGUUCAACUCGCCUUCGUGGAAUGGAAAGAACAGCAUCGUGAGGAGCUUGCACGAGGUCAAGUCGGCGAGAUCCAACUUUUCUGCCAACCGAUCGAGAACUAG